Molecule: messenger RNA, 6515 nt
Organism: Salvelinus namaycush (lake trout)
Lineage: Eukaryota; Metazoa; Chordata; Actinopteri; Salmoniformes; Salmonidae
Gene: golga2
Product: golgin A2
Exons: 27
Coding region: 39-3305 (1088 amino acids)
Biological process (GO): Golgi organization
Cellular component (GO): cis-Golgi network; Golgi cis cisterna; Golgi apparatus
Molecular function (GO): protein binding
Source: RefSeq, a predicted model, not a curated record
UUGAUGACGUGGUGCGGUUCGUCGACCGGACGAUAAGGAUGGCCGACCAGAGCAGGCAAAUCAAACUCGCCGCAGCCAAGAAAAAGCUGAAGGAGUUUCAGCAGAAGAGUUCUCCUGCCAGUGGAGGAGAAGGAGGACCAGGGGCCAAGAAGACGAGGAAGGUAAAGGGAGGGAGCCAGCCAGACACACCCUCAGCUGACCGACACUCUCCAGACAAUAUUCAGAGUAUUCUGAAAGGUCUUAGUCAGACCAAUGGAUUAACUCUGCCUGCCUAUGGCAAAAGCCAGACCCACGUCCAUGGGGAGGUGAGGGGGUCCCCAGUUACCCAGCUACUGGAGGACCCAAACGGAGAGACCGGCCGCGGCUCUCCUGUGUCUAACCCUGCUAGCUCUGCUACUAACCCUGAGUGUGCAAGCCAAUCCCACAACACUGACCUGCAGCAGAACUGCCCCCAUGACGGUAAUGAAAACCAUGCGGAUGAGAAUAGACCCCUGUCGUCCACAGAGAGCCUGCGGCAGCUCUCACAGCAGCUCAACGGUCUUCUCUCUGGGUCAUCCACCACCUAUAUAAAUGGAGACAGUGCUCCCUCGCCAGCCAAUGAAAAAGAACUGGAGAGUCGAAACCAGGAGCUGGCAGCCGCACUGGACUCCAGCAACCUAACAAACAAUCAGCUCAAUACCAAGCUAGACCGGCUGACCGAGCAAUCUCAGGAGCUCACAGAUCAGCUGCAAAAGGAGCGAAGAGAGUUUGAACAGAAGUGUGUGAAGGAGCAAGGAGCAAUGCGGGAACAGCUACAGGUCCACAUUCAGACCAUCGGCAUCCUGGUGUCAGAGAAAUCAGAGCUGCAGACCGCUCUGUCGUACACACAGCAGGCUGCCCGCCAGAAAACAGGGGAGGCUGAGGAGCUGAGUAACCGUCUCCAGGCCACCAAACAGAGAGUCUCUGAGCUGGAAAGAACCCUGUCCUCUGUCUCCACACAACAGAAACAGUUUGACAAGCAUAACAAAGAGCUAGAGAAAGAGAGAGACAACCUGAGGCUAGAGGUGUACAGACUAAAUAGUGUGAGUGAGGAGGGGAGGCAGCAGAGUUCAGAGCUGUCAGAGCAGCUCAAGCUGAGGGUGAGUGAGAACAGCGCUAUGAGACUAGACCUGGACGAGCUGCGCAAGAGACUGGAGAUGACUGACGACAUGCUGCAACAGUUUUCUAGUCAGUCAGGGCCUCCCAGUGCCAACCAGCAGAUGCACUUACUACUGGAGGAGAAACUACAGAUUGAGGCACACACUGCUCAGUUAAUGGAGUCGGUGGCCCAGCUGCAGACAGAGAGAGACCGCUACGCUGAGCAGAUCCAGGAGGAGGGACAAGUUUGGAAGGACAAGACAGAGCAGCUGCUCUCUCAGGUGACACUAGUAGCAGAGGAGAGAGACAGGAGCAUCAGUCAGAUCCAGGAGCUUGAAGCCCACAUCACAGACCUGAAGCACACUGCAGCCCUUUUGUCCCAGGAGAGAGGGGCCCAGGCGGAGCCCCAGCCCUCAGGGCCCUCGGAGAGUGAAUUGGCCCUCCAGGAGGCCCUCGGCAGCCUGCAGCAGGAGAGAGACUCGCUCAACUCACAGUUCCAAGCCCAGCUGCGUGACAACAAGCAGCUGAGUCGCAUGUGCUCGGAGCAGGAGUCCCAUCUCUCUCAGCUGGAGCGCCAUGCGGAGCUCGGGGCUGAGGAUGCAGAGGACCGCAGGCGCAUGCUGGAGGACGUGCAGAGUGACAAGGCCACCAUCAGCCGCGCCCUGGCCCAGAACCGCACCCUUAAAGACCAACUGGCUGAGCUGCAGAACGGCUUCGUCAAACUGACCAAUGAGAACAUGGAGCUGACCACUGCUCUGCAGUCAGAGCAUCACGUCAAGAAGGAGCUGGGACGCAGGAUGGGACAACUACAGGAGGACCUGCACAAUGUCAAGGAGCAGUUGGAUUUGAAGUCGCAGGAGUACCAGGCACUGCUGGAGCAGCGGGACCAGGUAGUGGCCAACCUACAGCAGUACUCUGCAGGCUAUACAGCCCUGGCUUCAGAGCGAGAGCAGCUCCACAGACAGUACCUGCAGCAGAGCCAGCUGAUGGACCGGCUGCAGCAUGACGAGACCCAGGGAAGGGUUCAGUUGGAAAUGAGCCACAAACAGCUGGAGCAAUACCAGGAGAGGCUGGAGCAGUUGUCCAGAGAUAACGAGCAGUUGAAGGCUGAAGUCACAGAGCUGCUCAACAGCUCAGCCCUGGCCACACUCCCCAGAAACCAGGGAGACGGAGUGGAGAGCCAAUCCCUGCCAGAGAGCCCACAGAAGUCCUCGAUCGCUAUCCCAGAAGACUUUGAGAGCCGCGAGGAGAUGGAGGAGUUUGUGCGCGGUGCGGUGGCGCGUGUGGAGGCAGAGCGAGACGAGGUGAGGAGCAGACUGGAGGAGGAGAGGAGACUGCACUUCGCUGCCAGACACCAGGCUGCAGCACUCAGCAUAGAGCGCCACAGUCAUGACCACGACCACGGUCAGUGCCACGGUCACAGCCAUGAUGACCACAGUGACCUUGAACAUACAGUCUCAGGUUCAGAGGGUGUAGCAGUGGAGGUACAUGAGGCCUUGUAUGUUGCCAUGGAGAGGCUGCAGCAGCGCUUCACCUCUCUGAUGCAGGAGAAGGCUGACCUGAAGGAGAGGGUAGAAGAGCUGGAACACCGCUGUAUACAGCUGUCUGGAGAGACUGAUACUAUUGGAGAGUACAUCACCCUUUACCAGAACCAGAGAGCCAUCAUGAAGCAGAAACACAUGGAGAAGGAGCAGUACAUCAGUAUGUUGGCCCAGGACAAAGAGGAGAUGAAGGCCAAACUGGCAGAGCUGCAGGACCUGGUGAUGAGGUUGGUAGGCGAGAGGAACGAGUGGUACAGCCUCUAUACUGGGGCGCUGGCUAGCGCUGCGGCUAACCCUGACCUGCUGCCAGCCGGAGAGGAGCAGGUCCAGGCUCACCACGCACACAGACGCAUGGAGCUCAACGCUGUGGAUGGACAAGAGUCUGCGGAUGUAAGUUCAGCCGUGAAGCCCGACUCCACCGACCCCCCUCACGGUGGCCCGUCAGACCAGGGCCAGGGGCUCCCCCCAGACUCCCAGGCUCUGAUGAGGCCCCAAGAGGACGGCACGACCAGGCAGAUCAUGCAGCUGCUCCAGGAGAUCCAAAACCCCCAGGGGCCCCGCUCCGUGCCCUUCCUGGGGGACAACCCCUGCGUCCCGUUCUUUUACCGGCCCGACGAGCAGGACGAAGUCAAGAUCCUGGUGGUCUGAUGAUGAUGAUGAGACUAUGGAGCUAACUGGCAAUGUUGGAGGAUCUGUGAACACACACACCAUUCCACCACGUCACACUCCACUUAGGUCAUCUAGGAUGUACACGUACACACAGUUCUGGGUAUACUGUCUCUCACACACAUGCACACUCACUUUCUCUACUUUCUGGGAGAGGUUGUUUCCUCCUUCUUUCUCACUCUUCCUUUUGAGUCCUUGGCUGGUCUUGCAUGCCGUUUCUUUUCUCCAUUGCACUAACAGAGUGACUUAAGGAUGUGAACUCCUUGUGUAAGUGUGUGUGGUGGCCUUCCUCUCCUCGUCCACCUCUUCCUCCUCCUUCGCAACCUCCUUACUUGCAGUGUGAAUGUUUGUCCGCUUUUUCUGUCUCUUUUAAUUGGUAUUUAAUACCGUUAGAUGAUUGGGAAGUAUUCCACCGGAUGCUAUUGAGAUUCUUCCUGUGAUUCUCUUGAUGGAGAGAUGUUUAUUCCUGCACAUUGAUCCCUCUCCUCUGUUCGCUAUCUUCUCCCCUUCUCUGCCAUUUGUACCAUAGGCGCAAUAAAGUAUCUCUGUCCCUCAGUCAUUGUCUAUUACAGGAGAAAUGUAAGGCUUUGAGUGAGACGUUAGCGGCAACAAUGGAAUACAUGAAACGGUAUCAAACACACAAAACGCAUGGAAACCACAUGUUUGACUCCAUUCCAUUGAUUCAAUUUCAGCUCUUACAAUGAGCCCGUCCUCCUAUAGCUCCUCCCACCAUCCUCCACUGGUACCUUUAUGUUAAGGCAGUAACUGGAUCCCCAUUCACAAUGUGUCUGACUCUGGAGGAGAACUGGGCUAGUCUGUCUGUUUGGUAGGAGAGACAGACAUGGCUUGGUUUUGUGUCUGACUCUGGAGGAGAACUGGGCUAGUCUGUCUGUUUGGUAGGAGAGACAGACAUGGCUUGGUUUUGUGUCUGACUCUGGAGGAGAACUGGGCUAGCCUGUCUGUUUGGUAGGAGAGACAGACAUGGCUUGGUUUUGUGUCUGACUCUGGAGGAGAACUGGGCUAGUCUGUCUGUUUGGUAGGAGAGACAGACAUGGCUUGGUUUUGUGUCUGACUCUGGAGGAGAACUGGGCUAGCCUGUCUGUUUGGUAGGAGAGACAGACAUGGCUUGGUUUUGGCGCGUGGGUUGUCUCAAUUAAUUUCCUCGUCGCCUUUCCUCCAUGACCACUGAUCGGCGACAAGACUGACUCACUCAGACAAGUGGUCAUGAAUGGAGGAGUACCGUAUCGAGGCACAGCCCUUGGUAGCUGUUGGUAUGUUCUAUGGCAGUGUAGUGAGUGUGUUGUCUGAGUAGGGCAGGAUAGCAGGUGGGGUAAAGGAGGGCAGGAGGAGUUGGGUACAGUACAUGAAGGAGGUAAGGGCCAGGCUGGAGCCUUGGCCUACCUGAGGUGGAAGUCAGUCAGGAAAGCAUUGGUAAAGACACUAGCAUUUGGAGUGAUGGGAGCAGUUUGCACUUUUCACUUCUAAGUAGGGAGACACCAUAGGACGUCAGGAAAGAGGAACUAGCAUGUAGACACAUGGCUGCUCACCCCUACAACUACCUUGUCUAUCCAUCCUCUUUUAUGUGGAAACACUGAAAUCUGAACAUAUGUAUGUACACUAGAGCUUUAUCUUAUUUAUGCACAUAAGCCAGUCAACUCAGUUGUAUUCCUCAAGUUUGCUAUGCGUUUAUUUAUUUGAGGCCCCAUUUCAUAGCACCAGUUGAUCAUCUCUUGUUUAUCAAUCUUUCAAUUAUGUUGUGCUUGUUGCCCCUCAACAUAUCUCAUUUAUAAUUUAAGUCACUCCCUUUGAGACUGGAUGAAGAUUGUGAGUCUGUUUGAUAAAUGAUUCAAUCUCAAUUGUAUCCUCAUGUCAUUGUCUCUUCUCUCUAAAGUUACAUGGGCUUUUACUGUAGGUUAUUGCACUAAAAUUGGACAGACCUUGUAAUCAAACCCUGUCCCAUCUCACUUAGUUUUGGACAGUAGCUUUUCUAUGGCAGAUCCAUUCUAGACAUUUGGUUUCUAUACUUGGGAGCCCUAUGUCAUCAUGUGCACUUUCGCACAUCGGGGCUCAGAGUUCCACGAAUGAAGACAGAGUGUGUGUUGAAGUGACCGAAAGAUUGUGUGUGUGCGCGCAGUGUGCGCUAGGAGGAUGUGUAGGUAUGUACAUAUGAAUAGAGGGUUGUAAUGAUUCCAGUAACACAAGUCAUGGGCAAUGGGGUAAGCUUUGCUGUUUGAUUGACAGAUGCAGGAAGGUCCUCUGUUUUUAGAUAACCUUACAAUGAUGACCCAAAUAAAGAUGAAAUUGCCAUAGGCGCAUCUCUGCCACCCCGCAGUUUUUGGGGAAAUGUGUGUACUCCCAUAAUAUUUUGGAUAUUUUGGAAUUUUUAUGCUUCCAGUGUAUCUCUGACUACCAAUGUCCGAAUUUUAUUUUUAUUCAAGAAUGGAAGUCUUUAAGCAUGUCAAAAACAGUCUGAAAAAGGUUUUUGGUGGUUCUGGAGAGAGUUUUCAGGUGUGUGUGUGUACCUAAUCUGAACCAUGUCUAACCUGAAGCAAAGCACUUUUCAUAGUAGGACUUGACGUGGUUUCUGUUGAAAGUGAUCCCAUCUGAAUAUUUAAAUUCAUGGCUUUCUUUGCAUUUUCUUUUCCUUUUAGAGAGAGAACUUUUGUUUUGGGAGUGGUAAAACCAAGAGAAUAUUUGAGUUAUUGUUUUGGAGGUGGUGACGAGAGAGUAAAAGUAACAGGUGAAAUAGUUUUCCCACGCUUUCUAAUUCAAACUGUUCUUUUGAAUGAAUGUGUGGGAUUGAACACAUGAUGAUUAAGAGACAGAGGUGAAUGCCUUCUGUUUAAAGGAACUGUAUAUACUGUAACUGUGUAACAUAUUGUAUAUUCAUUCUGCCUGGUGUGUGGGAAUAAGUGUAAUGGCUGUUUGUAGUGUUGCUAGCAGCCCAGAGGGCUUGUCUGUGUGUCUGUCUGAGCCAUUGUUGGCUUCAGGACACACACGGACAGCUGAAGUGAAGGGGUGGGGGUACCGUCUGUGAUUUAAUACAAAAGUAAAAAAAUAUAUUUAUUUGUAAUAAGUAUCGAAACUAAUCAGUUUUAAUGCAAUGUAGGAUUGUUGUGAGAGAACAAAAUGGCUUCCGGGCAGUAUAUUUCUGAUGUGAUUUCUCCUGAUUAAAAGUGAUUGAGCAAAGCA